Haemonchus placei is the source of this 210-nucleotide messenger RNA. The record is from the annotation of a GenBank genome assembly. Lineage: Eukaryota; Metazoa; Nematoda; Chromadorea; Rhabditida; Trichostrongylidae.
AUGGACCCAAGACGCCGCCUCACUGGCCUCGGCGAAGUCCAACUUGGGGAUGCUCCCAUGGGCUCACACCUUGCACAGGUGUGCGCUCAGUUCAGUAGUGGAUCGAUAAGAUCCGUAUGGGCGAUCGUGGCCCAAGGACGUGUGAUGGGAUGGGCAGAUGGAUGGAACGAGCGGUCAACGGUUUUUUCUUUUUUUGUCCUGUCUGUCCGG